AUGCAUCAUCCUCUCGGCACCUAUGAUCGCCGAAAUAUCGCCCCGGAUGCCUCACUGGUGCUGGUCGGUAUCCGUGGCUGUGGGAAGCGCUCCUUGGGAUUUGUUGCAGCUACGGCCCUGAAACGACGUUUUAUCACCGAGGACCACUAUUUUAAAAAGAUCACUGGACUCACCCGUCAUGAGUAUCUCAAGCGCUUCGGUAGCCAUGAGUUCCAGCGUCGCGAUAUCGAGAUCCUGAAGAUGAUGCUCGACAAUAAUCGCUCUAGCUGUGUCAUUGAAUGUGGCCUGGGUAGUCUCACCCGGCCUGUUCAGGAACACUUGCGUCUCUAUUCCCAGACCAAUCCUGUUGUUUACCUAAUUCGCGAUAUAGACCGCAUCCAGUCCUUACUGGGCUUGGAGGACCAGUCCGUUCGCUUGCUACGUGAAGGCGAUCCCUUGCAUCGAACAUGCUCGAAUUUUGAGUUUUACAAUAUUGAAGAUCGCUCCAGCGUAUCUGCCCAGUCAGGCGAAGAACCCCCAGACAGACGCUCUGCCGACUAUUCGUUCAAAUUAAAGGAGGCAAAGGAAGAUUUUACCCGCUUUAUCCACUUCGUGACAGGCGUUGAGGUGGAUCACCCCGGUUACGAUUCGCCAUUUGUCCUGCUAGAAACGCCCCCGGAGCUUCGGUCCUUUACUCAUGCGAUAUUCGUUCGUUUCUCCGACCUCAUCGAGGAAGCUAUAACUUUCACUGAGCUUGAAUCGGGAGGAGAUGCCAUUGAGCUAUGCAUAGAUCGCUGGGAUUCAAACAUGGCGAGCACUGUGAGCAAGCAGGUUUCUUUGCUACGGAGAAAUGCUCGCGCCCCCAUUAUCUUUUCCGUCGACACCUCAGUUUCUGGUAUCGGUGCUGGAGAUUUCUCGUCUUCUCAGAUGCGCCAACGAUAUUUUGAAAUACUAGAGCACGGUCGACGGUUGGCCGUGGAAUACCUAUCCGUGGAUCUAGGCCAGGACCAGGACAUGUUAGGCCAGAUCAUCCGCAACAGGGGUAUGACAAAGAUAAUCGGCCAUUAUGUGUUCGAGCCGCCUUCUGGAAUAUCAUGGGAUGACGAGGAAUGUUUUUCACUUUAUCUCGAAGCUGAAAAUCUCGGUUGUCAACUGGUUCGCAUCCUCCGUUUGGCAACGGAACGUGAAGAUAAUGCGGCCGUCGUCAAAUUUACAAAUAAGAUCCAGUCCUUACCAGGAACACGCCCACAUCUAAUUGCCUACAAUAUCGGCCGUCUUGGGCGCACCUCUCAGGUUUUCAACUCUAUACUCACGUCUGUCACACACCCGGCCAUCAACCGCUCAAUCGAAAAUGAAAGAGAUCCCCAAAUAACUUCGCGAGACGCGGUGCAGGCCUUGUUUCAGAGUUACAUGCUUGACCCGCUUCAAUUCUAUAUCCUUGGGGCGGACGUAUCUUAUAGUCUAUCACCAGUCAUGCACAAUGCCGCCUUCCGGCAUUGCGGUAUGAGCCACACUUACAGCAUUCCGGAAUCGCCUUCCCUGACAGUAUUGGACCGGCUGGGCCGGGAGCCAAACUUUGGAGGGGCCAGUGUUAUUCAACCAUGGCGGGUGCAAGUUUUCCAGAAGCUAGCUGCGAAGAGCCGCCACGUCGAAGCGAUUGGAGCAAUAAACACAAUUAUGCCACUACGCUCCCAGGCUGAUGGAAUUAUGUUUCCUCUACAAGAACAGGCCAGCCGUCGCAAUCAGGCAGGGCCUGUGCUAGGCUGGUAUGGGGAGAAUACGGACUGGGUGGGGAUCAUGACCUGUAUCAGUCGCAAUCUCUCUCCUCGCAAUGCUAUCAAUCCACUCAAAACGACCGGAUUGGUUAUUGGGGCAGGUGGCAUGGCGCGGGCCGCUAUUUAUGCCAUGCUCCGACUGGGAUGCCGCAAAAUCUUCAUCUACAACCGGACUCUGUCGCGGGCAGAGAGUGUAUCUCAACAUUUCAACUCCUGGGCCUCGUCUCAGGCAGACUCGGCGGAAGUUGUGCGGGUUUUACAAUCAUUGGAAGAUGACUGGCCAUCGGAUGCUUCACCUCCAACUCUAAUAGCAUCCUGCGUACCAGCAGAUCCGGAUAGGGACGAACCCCCGGCCAAUUUUGAGAUGCCUACGCAGUGGCUGGGCAGUUCAACUGGCGGACUGGUUCUUGAGUUUCCUUAUAAACCUCUAGACACACCGUUGCUGCAACAGAUGCGCCGCCUUCGUUCUGAGACAGAGCAGCCAUGGGUUUUGGUGGACGGAUUAGACAACUUCUUGGAACAGGGAUUCGCACAAUUUGAGCUGAUGACGGGACGCAAAGCUCCUCGCCGACUAAUGGCACUUGAAGUUCUCCGGAACUACGAUGGUGAAAAUGGGAAAUUUGAUGAAAAAACGAUUCAGUCCCGACUUGAUGGAGUUUGUUAG
Molecule: messenger RNA, 2418 nt
Organism: Aspergillus wentii DTO 134E9
Lineage: Eukaryota; Fungi; Ascomycota; Eurotiomycetes; Eurotiales; Aspergillaceae
Product: repressor protein
Exons: 2
Coding region: 1-2418 (805 amino acids)
Biological process (GO): chorismate biosynthetic process
Molecular function (GO): 3-dehydroquinate dehydratase activity; 3-phosphoshikimate 1-carboxyvinyltransferase activity; shikimate 3-dehydrogenase (NADP+) activity
Source: RefSeq, a predicted model, not a curated record